CUGGUUAAUGUUUGUCUGGUUCCUCUUGGGCUGUGGGCCAUAUCUGGCUCCGGCCCUGGGCUCUUUGUCCCUCCCCUGGCCUGGGCUGACAGCACCUAGUGGCAUAGUGCAGACACACCUGCAGACAUUCCCUGGGAAAGGGCAGCAGCAACCAGGUGUGAAUGAGGCAGGAUGAACUGGACAGGUUUGUACACCUUGCUCAGUGGCGUGAACCGGCACUCUACCGCCAUUGGCCGGGUAUGGCUCUCCGUCAUCUUCAUAUUCAGGAUCAUGGUGUUGGUGGUGGCCGCGGAGAGUGUGUGGGGUGACGAGAAGUCGUCCUUCAUCUGCAACACCCUUCAGCCUGGCUGCAACAGCGUCUGCUACGACCACUUUUUCCCCAUCUCCCACGUGCGGCUGUGGUCUCUACAGCUCAUCUUGGUUUCCACCCCAGCGCUCCUCGUGGCCAUGCACGUGGCUCACCAGCAGCACAUAGAAAAGAAAAUGCUGCGACUCGAGGGCCAUGGGGACCCGCUGCACCUGGAGGAGGUGAAGAGGCACAAGGUCCACAUCUCAGGGACGCUGUGGUGGACCUACGUCAUCAGUGUGGUCUUCCGGCUACUGUUUGAGGCCGCCUUCAUGUACGUCUUUUAUCUGCUCUACCCUGGCUACGCCAUGGUGCGGCUAGUCAAGUGUGAGGCCUACCCCUGCCCCAACACAGUGGACUGCUUCGUGUCCCGCCCCACGGAGAAAACCGUCUUCACUGUCUUCAUGCUGGCCGCCUCUGGCAUCUGCAUCAUCCUCAACGUGGCCGAGGUCGUGUACCUCAUCAUCCGGGCCUGCGCCCGCCGGGCCCAGCGCCGCUCCAAUCCGCCCUCCCGCAAGGGCUCGGGCUUCGGCCACCGCCUCUCACCUGAAUACAAACAGAAUGAGAUCAACAAGCUGCUGAGCGAGCAGGACGGCUCUCUGAAGGACAUACUGCGCCGAAGCCCCGGCACUGGGGCCGGGCUGGCUGAGAAGAGCGACCGCUGCUCGGCCUGCUGAUGCCACACACCAGGCAACCUCCCAUCCCGCCUCCCCCCACCCCCUCUACCACCUUGCCUCAGGCCUGCCCCUCCUUCCCCUCUGCCAGGGUGCAGGCCUCUGCCUGCUAGGGACUGCUGGAUCAAAAUUGUCCUUCUCUCCCUCGUUCCCUUCCUUCCCCUCACCCCAGGGCUUUCUGUCUGGGGGGCCCCAGGAGUGGGGAACCAGAGGCCACCCACAUGAGUGCUCAAGGUUGUUGGGGGUGUGGGCAGCUCUUCUCAUCUGUACCCCCUUUCUCUUCCCUCUCCCUCUCCCUGCGGCCACUGGGGACAGGAGAUAGGAUGCUCUGACAGCAUCCAAUUGUGAAACUAAUCUUAACCCCAUGUUGUCAGAUACCCUAUUUCUGGAGUCACAUCAGUGGGGAGGGAAGUGGGCAAGUGGAAUGGAAGGAGGGUGGUGUGGAUGUGUGGGUGGAGAAGGGAGGGUAGGAGAGGCAAGAAAAGGAAGAAUAGGGCUUUGCGUGCCGGUCUUGAGGAAAAGGAGGACAGGUCUGGGGAGGAGGAAUUAGGGAGGGAGGGAGGAGCAGGCAGAUAAGUUCAAGUGGGAGUUGGUCAGGGCCACCCUUGCCUCUAGUUCCCAAGGCCUCUCUCUGCCUGGAAUGUUACACAUUAAACAGGAUUUUACAGUAAACGAA
Messenger RNA from Canis lupus familiaris (dog), 1696 nucleotides. It is a transcript of the gene GJB1, whose product is annotated as gap junction protein beta 1. The record is from RefSeq and is a predicted model, not a curated record. Gene Ontology annotation, cellular component: connexin complex. NCBI's taxonomy places the organism in Eukaryota, Metazoa, Chordata, Mammalia, Carnivora, Canidae. The transcript has 2 exons. Bases 172 to 1023 code for a protein of 283 amino acids. Gene Ontology annotation, biological process: cell communication.